Messenger RNA from Setaria italica (foxtail millet), 2786 nucleotides. Its product is annotated as WPP domain-associated protein. The coding region runs from base 481 to 2211 and encodes 576 amino acids. The transcript is spliced from 5 exons. The record is from RefSeq and is a predicted model, not a curated record. NCBI's taxonomy places the organism in Eukaryota, Viridiplantae, Streptophyta, Magnoliopsida, Poales, Poaceae.
AGCUAGGCGCCAUCCCCAAACCCAACGCAACGCCUCCCCUCUCCCCUGUCAGCGUCGCCGUCUUCCUACCUGUCCGCUCCCAGUCCCGUCUGAACCCACGCCAAAGCAGCAACCACCCCUCCUCCUUGGUUCCUCCCUGGCUCCCUCUCACCAGUCUCCACACACAGUGACACAGACACAGGAACGAGCAGUUGCUUGGCGCCGAUUUCGCCCAAGUGCGGCGCCUGCAGUGUUUUUGGCCUCGAUGAUUGCUCAAUUAAGCAGCGGCAGCGCAGCGAAAAGGAGGCGCCUUUACAGGAAAAAGGCCUCGCCUUUCGCUUGAAUCUCGCCGCGCCGCGCCUGCUCUCGUUUUCCCGCGCCGCGCCCCUCGCAACUUCGGAACCGGAGCGAGAGCAAGAGGGAGCGGAGGAGUCUUUGUCGCCGCGUUGUUCGUGGCGGUUGGAGAGGAGCUAAGCAGAGGGUCUCCGUCCGGCGGCGGAGAUGGAGGCGGCCGACCCCUUGGAGUAUGAACUGCAGAGAGAGAUCUCUGACAUCAUGAUUCAGGACUAUGUUUGCGGUUUGCAACGGGAGUUUGAGAUGAAGGUAUGGGAGCAUCAGAACUGUAUCAGCACUCUGAACAGGAAUUGGAAACAGAAGGUUUCUGAGAUUGGGGUACUGCGAGAUGAGCUUCACAGUAUUCUGAGUGUUGUAGUAGGUUCGGAAUCUGGUAUGCAUCCUCACCAAUCCCACAGUAGUCCAGAAGACCAGAUCGUUGUGAAGGUGAAAGAUGAUAAUGAGCCUCCUCUAACAGAGAAAGCUACUGAUACAAGUGAGGUUAUGCUUGAGAUCCCAGAUUUUUCUCUCCUGAAACACAUGCCAAGUGAAGAAAUCACUAAUUUUCUCAAGACGGAAUGGCUAAAACUACGAAGACAGCAUGAGUCUGAGCUGCAUCAGAAGACAGAAGAGCUGUUCAGGGUGAAAAGGGAAUAUGCAAAAGCUAAAGCUUCAUUGCCUCUUAAGAAAGAGAGAGAGCUUGAGUUCAUCAAAUCAAAGUUGCUCCAAACCAUUUCUAAGCUGGGUGAGAUAGCGUCGAGGAAAGAGAAUUCUUGUUUUGAGCGUAAUGAGAGUGAGGAUAUGUGCAGAUUGAAGGACAGGAUCGGCAUGUUACUUCAUGAAAAUAAUCGUCUCCGAGGAUUACUGGCUGAUAAAAGAGAGGAGGUUAAGCACUUCUCCUCGCAAGUUUCAGAUGCAAAGAGCAAAAUAGCUCAGCACUCACUGUCAGAGGCAAACCUCUUGAAUAAUUUUGAGAAGCUUAGGGCUGAACUUGAAGAUGUAAAGAUUGAGAGACAAUUGAACAAUUUAUUGGAUUCGUCUAUAUUCAGGGAAGCUUUUGAUGAUUACGAGAAUCAGAUUUAUGAUAUGAAUCAGGAGGGGUCCUUCCUCAAAGAGUUGCUUGAUGAAAAAGAAGACCAGUUAAAUAUUAUAUAUGAAGAUAGACAAAAGCUCAAGUAUGAAAAUAAUCAACUAGUAUCAAUUGCAGGAUCAAUAAUGCAGCAUCAUGACCAAGUCAACUUGGUUAAUGAUGAGAUUUUGAUGUUCAAGGAGAAAGUCUGUGAGCAAGAACUGCUGAUAUUAGAGUCAAAGAGCGAAUAUAACUCAAUGAAAAGAUGUUUGUAUGAGGCUAUGCAGGAAAUCCAAGUAUGCAAGCAAGAGAUACUUGAGCUGACUGAAAACUUAACUUCUAUGGCUAUUGCUUUGGAUGAAGCCAAAAAACAGAAUGCCUCACUUGAUGCCACCAUCCGGGAAAUGAAGAAAACACCAGCACAAAGCAUUUGGAGGCAUAGUGAACAGACAGGGGAAUCUGAUCUUGCCAGUAUCGAGAAGUUGUCAAAAGCAUACAGUGAUUUUGAAAGCAGAUUAGCAGAAACUAUGAAAAGAAAUGAAACCAGGUUGACUAGUAUGAUUUGUCAGUUUAACCCAUUGGUGCAGCAAGUUGCUGUCUUAAGGAAAAAAGAAUUCUGGUAUAAGCAAAUACUUGAGAUUAAAUGUUCAAAUCUUCGGAAAGCAGAAGCCGAGGUUGAUAUACUUGGUGAUGAAGUUGACACCCUUCUAAGUGUCCUGGGGAAAAUCUAUAUAGCACUUGAUCAUUAUUCUCCAGUUUUGAAGCAUUACCCUGGGGUUACAGAGAUUUUGAUUCUUGUGCAGAAGGUGUUGAAAGGAGAAAAUAUUUAGCACCAUGCCACCUAGAAAAAUCUUCACAAAUUAAUGUCCAUACAAACACGUGCAAAAUCCCGAGGAGUCACAAAACUUCGAUACAAUAUGCUGUUGGAUAGCAUUUGUAUCGACGCACAGCAAAGAAGUUUGCUAACUUUAGACUAUUUGUGCUAAAAGAAAGGGUAGCCAUGACUAUUCAAUUGCCAGAGUAACCGAUUUAAUCUUUGUUAGCUUCAUUUGUGGUAGUUUGCAGUUAUAGUUGCGUUUAGAUUACAGAUUCAAAAGGUCAAUUCGUGUCAUUGCAGUUUUAGGAUGCAAGUGGGCAAUGACUUGUUCAGUGACUCUAGAUUCUGAUACUUGUAUUGGGUAGCAUAAUUGUAUGUAUCUGUAGCGAUUGCAGUUUUAAUUAGGUUGUAUGUGGGUGAUAGUUUGUUCAAUUUGUGUAGCUUCUUGUGGUCCUGUGCUGUAUAUUUGUAUUGGGCAGUAAAAAUGUAGUUGUACCAGUUGUUUGCUGCAGUCCAAAAUAUAUGAAGAUUCUUUCGUUUGGUGGAAGGAGGUACCUAUGGACAUGACCAUAAUACUUUUGACCAGUA